AUGUACGUCCUCAUCCGUACUGGCGAUGGCUUUGGAGUUGGAUGGUAUGAAUCAGAGCCUGACUCGGAACUUGGAGCUGCUCCCUGUAUCUUCACCUCGGUGACACCUGCAUGGAACAACAUGAACCUGAUCCGCCUUGCCGACAAGAUCAAGAGUCCACUAGUCUUUGCUCACGUCAGGGCAUCGACUGCUGGAUCCGUCUCAGAGAGCAACUGCCAUCCAUGGCAGUACGGACGACUCAUGUUCAUGCACAACGGCAACGUGGCAGACUUCCACCUGAUCAAACGCAAGGUACAGGAGUCAUUGACAGACGAAAUCUUUUUGACAGUCAACGGAAACACAGAUUCAGAAUGGGCCUUUGCCGUCUUUCUCAGCCAACUGAAGACCCCUCGCCAGGCAGAGCCCUUCUGUCACAGUGUCCUCAAGGAGGCCAUGCUCAAUACCAUCGCCAAGUUGAACGCCUGGGGAAAAGAGGCUGGAAUCACUGAGGCGUCGAUGAUGAAUUUUGCAGUCACGGAUGGUGUCAGUGUCGUCUGCUCACGGUAUAUCAGCUCAAGGACUCUGGAGGCGGCCAGUCUGUAUUUCUCGUCUGGCACAAGGUUUGAGAGUUACAAGCCAGGACACUACAGGAUGAUCAAGGCUGACAAGCGAGAGGAUAUUGUCGUCAUUGCAUCAGAACCCCUGACGUUCGAGAAGGCCGACUGGUUGACGAUACCCACCAACACCAUCGUUGUUAUCACCUCCAAACUCAAUGUCCUCAUGUACCCAAUCGUCGACGAGUAUCAUAACUCCGCACCCUUGGGUCGUGCGCCGGAGCAGGCUAGUGUUGCCGUUGUCCAAGGUGAGGGCCGUGGUGAUGGAGCACGAGAUCAGCGUCAUCGGGAAGUCGUCUUCGUAGAAGAUCAUCGAGUCAUCCCCUCAGUGCCAGCAGUGGAUUCACCUCGACCUGAUAAGGAACAGAGCACAUUGGGCCAUUCUGAGUCUGUGGCGAAGGAUGCUCCAGCUAGGGCAUUAGCAAGCACAGCGCCCGUCAUGGUCGCCUAG
This is a messenger RNA of Linnemannia hyalina, 1044 nucleotides long. NCBI's taxonomy places the organism in Eukaryota, Fungi, Mortierellomycota, Mortierellomycetes, Mortierellales, Mortierellaceae. The record is from the annotation of a GenBank genome assembly.